Bubalus bubalis (water buffalo) is the source of this 667-nucleotide messenger RNA. RefSeq names its product sarcolipin (gene SLN). Bases 122 to 442 code for a protein of 106 amino acids. NCBI's taxonomy places the organism in Eukaryota, Metazoa, Chordata, Mammalia, Artiodactyla, Bovidae. Gene Ontology annotation, molecular function: enzyme regulator activity. The transcript is spliced from 4 exons. Gene Ontology annotation, cellular component: membrane. The record is from RefSeq and is a predicted model, not a curated record.
AGUAUUUCUGCUUCUGCCAGGCUCCGUGACACUUCAGUGGAAGGACAUUACAUUGCUGGUUCCAUGGAUACACGAGGUCCACGAGAAGGCACAGGACCCAAGCAAGCUGUACUGGAGUAGGAUGGGUAGUGCGUGCGUCUGGUGGCCUUGGAAGGCCCUGCCCAGAGCCCAGAAGUCCAGACAGCCUGGGAGACAAGCAGAAGUUGGAGCCCAAGUUGGAGAGAGAGAGGAGAAGCCUUCUGCAGCCCAGUGUGUCCUUGACUCUAUUCAGGAGGUAAGGACAAGCAGGAGGUCUUUGGUGUGCCCUCAGAAGUUUGCCUUCAGUUCUCACCAAGCCACUCUGAGAAUGGAACGAUCCACCCGGGAGCUGUGUCUCAACUUCACCGUUGUCCUGAUUACAGUCAUCCUUAUAUGGCUCCUUGUGAGGUCCUAUCAGUACUGAGAUGCCACAGCUCCUGGAAUUGACUGCAAUGCUCCAGGGCUGUCUUCUGUAUGCCCUGCCAUCCCACUGCUGUCAUGGGAUGCCUUUUCUGGCACCCCAUGGCACUUCUGACCAGUUUGCACAAUAUCUGGGGUGCCUCCAGAGCUGCUCUCAAUGGCUUCAAAAUGUUUGCCAGUAAGCAUUAGAUUUAUUCCCCAUUUCUUACUGCAAAUGUGUUAGACAAGC